AUGAUUCGAAGGACAGCCAGGAAGACGUUAGCGGGAUUUAAUUCGGCCCACGUCUGUUUCAUGUGUUGUCAUGACACUUCGAGACGCUGUGAGAGUAACAAAAAGGAGCACACCGGCUCUCGAUCUCUUCCAUCGUCGUCGUCGUGUCCUUUUGCGGCACUGGGAAUCAGUCAAAGCAGCAGUAUGGAGACGGUAAAGGAGGCCUAUCGGGCAAAAUGUCAAACAGAGCACCCUGACGUUGGUGGCAGUGGAGCGAAAUUUCUUUUUAUCAAGGAUGCCUACGAAAAGUGCACCCGCCGUGUGCAAGAACGAGAGGAAAUGUGUCAUGGCAUGUAUUCCAAGACGACAGUCGAUAGUGCAGCUCCGGAACGUGCAGAAGAGAAGGAAGAAGGAAGAAGUGGAAGGUAUCAGCGGCAGUCGGAUGUCUGGUAUGAAUCUCUGGCUAAACGUCUUGGAGAACAGCGACAAAUGUUCUACGGCGCAUUUCCACGCGCGAAGACAAGUAAUGAGAUGGAUGAGCUUUUUUGUUCUGCCCUGCACUGUCACUGCUUUGACACUAUUGACGUGGCCGAGCCCUUGGUGCUUGCGCUAAGUCACUACCAUCGAGUGACUGGUUACGGUGCACCACAUCUGUGCAGCUGCUUCGGCACCAUAGACAGAUGGGAAGAAUUUACUGAGUCGCGUGCAGGGGCGACAAUGUAUCACAUUUUACUGCAGUUGUACACGGAUGGUCCGAAGCAGGGGUUGACACCAACCAUUAUUACAGAGAGUGUGGAGGCCAUCAUGGAGCGAAUGAGUGCAAAGGGCCUCGAGUAUGAUGACUGGACGUUGACGCUGGCGCACAAAGCUUACCGAAUAUCGCCAUACCCAUCUUAG
Trypanosoma cruzi is the source of this 876-nucleotide messenger RNA. RefSeq names its product chaperone DnaJ protein, putative. Bases 1 to 876 code for a protein of 291 amino acids. The transcript has a single exon. The record is from RefSeq and is a predicted model, not a curated record. NCBI's taxonomy places the organism in Eukaryota, Euglenozoa, Kinetoplastea, Trypanosomatida, Trypanosomatidae.